AUGCGCACCUGGUCUGCCGGGAAUCUUGACAUACCGCUGCGAGGGAGUGACGGGCGCCAGGAUUCCAUUUUCCGAGACAAGCGCAGGUCUGUGUCAGGGUUGCUUCGGCGCGACUCAACAGGGGUGAGUCUUCCUCUUGGGCUAUAUAAUUCUCUCGGUUCGCGAGACGGCGGUCCCAUAAUCACGAAAUGGGAACAACUUUCGCUAGCAGCAGACCUGCUACGUUCUUUGAAUACCUUUGGUGUUGGACCUCCGAACAAGAUACAACAGCGCGCGUUGCCCUUUCUUCUAAAGGGUGCCGAUAUCAUUGCUCAAGCCCCGCCCACGCAAGAGAGAAUUGCGGCAUAUGUCAUACCCGCGAUCCACAUCGCUUUGACUUACGCGCCAACGAGGAUGCCCUUGCGGGGCCCAAUCGUUGUCAUGAUCUCAACGACAGUCGAUCAGGCCACACAAGCGCAGCGCAUGAUUCGUGAUUUAGGUGGUCCCAUCGGCAUCAAAUCAGCGCUGGGUGUAGGUGCUACCUCUGCGAGCAGCGACCUCACGCAGGAGCUGCGGUUGCUCCAGCAGAAUAUGCCUCAUAUCAUAUGUGGCACCCCGCAGAAGCUCCAUGCUUUGUUUACCUCCCCGGGUGGAAUCUCUGGUUCGGACGUGAGGUUCCUCGUUUUAGACGAGGUCGAUCAGUUGAUCGCCCGCAAUUUGCAUGAGUUCGUCUUCAAUAUCAUCAAGCUGCUUCCUCCUCCCCGGUCUCGCCCCCUGAGUUCGGGUGCACCCGGUACCACUCCGCCUGGAUCGGCUUCGCAAACAAACUUGUCCACACUGGACGCAGGCAACGGCUUGUCAGCGCUAGUGCCUCACUUCCAGAAUACUGCCCGCAGGCUCUCUGGUGUGGGAUUAGGCACGUCUUCGUUUGAUGCGGCCAACGGUGGUUCUGCGCAGCCUAUAGAGCGUCAGACCGCCCUAUUCUCAAACACAGUGCCUCAGGACGUGCUCAAUCUUGCUUCCGCAAUUCAACUGCGCGAGCCUGUCCGCGUUCUUGUCCGCCGGGAUGGAAAUGUCACACAUGCCGAUACUAAUCAGGGCGCUCGCGGACUACGCCAAUUCUACCUGUACCUCGCAUUCACCGCUGGUGGCCGAUCUGACGCUCCCCUGCCUGCUAGUGGUCUUGGGAUAAUUGGUUCUGGUAGAGGCGCCUCGAGCGCGGAGACUGCCCAGGCCCGGGAGUGGAAGUUGGAUGCUCUUGCUGAUUUGUUCGACGACCUUGACGUCCCCCAUGCCAUCAUACAUGUCGGUGGCAUGACCGCUUUGGAUUCCGUCGUAUACAAACUAGCAAGCCGUGGCGUCGAAGCGGUUCCUCUGCAUGGAGACAUGAAUGCUGGUGCUAAGCUGGCAGCCCUGAACAAAUUCCGCAGCCCUUCGAAUGGCAUCAUGCGGCAGUCCACGACGAAGGUUUUGGUCGUUUAUGACGUUCAAGUGAAGAGCCCAGAAGUGUCGCAGAUUCCCCUGAUCAUCAAUUACGAUCUGCCAAAAGCUGUUGAAGAGUAUGCUCAUCGCGUUGCUCCCGCUAUCGCUCCGAGCUACUCGCGUGCAGGCGUUGUGGUCAACUUUGUGACAGCCACAGGGGGCGACGUCGAAAUGUUGCGCUCCAUAGAGUGCUUCUAUAAGAUUAAAUGCCCUGAGGUCCCCAUGAGUCUGCGUGACAUUGUUUAAUUGACGUCGAUCAUCGUUUGUUGUAUCCCUAUCGCUGCUUUCCUGGCUCAAGCUAUCCCGUACCCCAUGCUGCUUGCUUGUUAUUUAUCUCAAGUCGCAUAGCGCAUUCCCAUUGUGUCAUACCCUUCACUGACCCACAUCUAACCCGAUUGUCUCGUUACUACCUAGUUCUUGGGUCUAUACCCAUGUGUCUACACUGUAUACUGAGCAUCCUUCACUUGAUUACCCUACGUACUGUGUUUAGUCUCUGAUCCUGAUUGCACAGUACGGACAG
This is a messenger RNA of Postia placenta MAD-698-R-SB12, 1981 nucleotides long. RefSeq lists its product as hypothetical. The coding region runs from base 1 to 1707 and encodes 568 amino acids. Gene Ontology annotation, molecular function: RNA helicase activity; ATP binding; RNA binding. NCBI's taxonomy places the organism in Eukaryota, Fungi, Basidiomycota, Agaricomycetes, Polyporales, Adustoporiaceae. The transcript has 8 exons. The record is from RefSeq and is a predicted model, not a curated record.